Acaulospora morrowiae is the source of this 1317-nucleotide messenger RNA. The record is from the annotation of a GenBank genome assembly. NCBI's taxonomy places the organism in Eukaryota, Fungi, Glomeromycota, Glomeromycetes, Diversisporales, Acaulosporaceae.
AUGCCAGUGAUUCCAAAAAUUCCAAAAACUUUGAAAGAAUAUCAAAUAAUCAUUGAAUAUCUUCAGUCAAAAACUAUACCAAAUGAUAUUCAACAAGACCCCACAAAAAAAUCCAAUUUUAUUCGUCGUUGCAAAAAAUUUGAAGUUGAUAAAAAUAAUUUUCUUUAUGACAAACCGAUUAUGAAAAAUGGUAUAAUAUUGAAAAAAUGUCGUGUAAUCCCUAAAUAUGAUAAAGAGAUAUGUGCUUUAAUUUUGAAACAUUUUCAUGAUCAAGCAAAUCAUCGGGAGUAUCACAAGACUUUCUCUGCAAUUUCAGAAAAACAUAUUGGAAUUACACAAGAGGAAAAUGUGAUAUCAACAGCACCAUGGCAGCAUAUUCAAAUUGAUCUAAUCGAUUUCCGAGAUUUUGCUAAAGUCAAUAAUGAUUUUGCAUGGCUACUUACAUGUAUUUGUGUGUUUUCUAAAUUUCUGAUUGCAGUUCCUAUGAAGAAUAAGGAAGCAAGCACAGUCGCGACACAUCUUCUAAAAGAUGUUUUCAAAGUUCUUGGACCCCCCAUAAUUAUCCAAAGUGACAAUGGUAAAGAGUUUGUUGCAAAAAUUAUUACUGAAAUUUGUGGAGCUCUUAAUAUUACAAUCAGGCAUGGUAGGCCUCGCCAUCCACAGUUACAAGGUCAAAUUGAGCGACUUAACCAGACAAUGGGCCGUGAUUUUACUAAGUUGUUGUGGGAUCAAAGUAACCAGUUACAGAGAAAAGACUGGAUUAAUGUAAUUGACAUGUUUGUUAUGUCAUAUAAUUCAACUAUCCACAAAGCACAUGGCUGCACCCUGCACAAAGCAAUUUUCGGAUGGAAAAUGCAUUGUGUAUAUGAUACACCCGAUUUCUCCAGAACUAUCACCGCUUCUGAAACUUCCACCUCUGAGACCAUUACCACCAUCUCUAAGACCACUGUUUUUGAAACCACCACCUUCAAAACUAUAACAGAUGAAACUGCUAUAAAACAAUGCAUUUCACAUAUGCUCAAAAUUCACCAAUCCAUAAAUGCUUUACUUGAAAAGUAUCAUGAAAAGUUAGGCCAUAAUAAUGUGCAUAGAAAAAAAACGGCAAAUAAUACAAUUGAAACUGGAACUAAAGUUGCUAUUGUGCCCAAUUAUGAUAUGAAUCAACAAACUCACAAGAAAAAGUUGCAGCCGACCUUUUCAGAACAAGGUGUUUUUAAGUCCCUCAAGUCCAAUAAUCACACUGCAAUUGUUGAAGUAAAUGGCAAAGAUGUUCAAAUUCCUGUCAAAUGGGUCCGGGCUAUAAAGAAAAAAUUGUAA